Carassius auratus (goldfish) is the source of this 2429-nucleotide messenger RNA. RefSeq names its product G-protein coupled receptor 183-B. The record is from RefSeq and is a predicted model, not a curated record. The transcript is spliced from 2 exons. Gene Ontology annotation, biological process: G protein-coupled receptor signaling pathway. Gene Ontology annotation, molecular function: G protein-coupled receptor activity; oxysterol binding. Gene Ontology annotation, cellular component: membrane. The coding region runs from base 1109 to 2173 and encodes 354 amino acids. NCBI's taxonomy places the organism in Eukaryota, Metazoa, Chordata, Actinopteri, Cypriniformes, Cyprinidae.
GUGAAAACGAGCAUUUCACCCCCCCUUUAAUCAUUAUGUUUUAAUGUAAAACAGACUAAAACACUGUUAUGUACAAUGCAUUGGUGAACAGUAACCUGUUUUAAUAGUUAUACUGAUAACACUUCACAUAUUUUUAUACACAUACAAGUGGAAAUAAAAGAGGUCAUAAUUGUAGGAUGUUUCAUUGCAUUGCAAAAUGUAUCUGUUUCAGAAUGUAUCUAUUGACAAAGUAAGCUCUCUGGUAAGAAGUGCUUAUGCAAGGUGAAGUAAAGCAGAUAAGCCAACAACAUGAAUUUCAAAUCCUCAGUACAACAUAUUACAAUGACGCAACAAUCAUUACAAAAUUCUGAAUAUGGUCUAUCAACCAUUUAAGAAGUGCUGAAAUGACAAAUGGGUUAACAGUUUAUCCAAACUAGUACUUCAAUUCUUUUGUACUGUUUCCUUACUUAGUUUUAAUGUAAUUUUUUUGUGUCUAAACAUGUUCCUAAAUGCAGAUUCAGUACAUAUCAACGGUAACUGUUAUGUCUGACAUCAGAAUGACUAAAUGUCUCAGUGAAAGCCACAAGAUAAUUUCAAUUCCCCAUAGAGUUAAAGAGACAGUUCACCCAAAAAAUAUUCUCACCUUUAUGUUGUUUCAAACCUGCAUGAAUUUCUUCCUACUGCUGAACACAAAAGAAGAUAUUUUGAAGACUGUUGGUAAACGAACAGUCGCUGGUAGCCAUUGAUUUUCCUCCAUAUUUCUUCCAUACUGUGGAAGUUAAUGGCUACCAGCAACUGCUUGCUUACCAACGAAGAUCUUUUCUUGUGUUCAACAGAAGAAAUACAUUUAUACUGGUUUGGAACAUCCUGUUGUAAAUGCUGACAGAAUUAUUUUGAGGUGAGGUCUCACUUUAAGCAGAUUCACCACGCUGCAAGAGAGAGAGAGAGCUAUAAAAGGAAAGAGAGGAAGAGACUAACAGACAGUGAGAAAGAGGCACGAAAAGAUGCUGAACUUUCACUUUUGCUGCAUUUCAUACCGCUGAAGUGAGAAAUAGAAAUUUAGAGUAGCAUCAAUGUCUGAAUGUCUGAAAAUCUGCUCUGCUAUCUGUGACUUCUCCUGUGUAUAACUAUGAUGAGCCCAGAUUUAGAGAACUGCACCAACUUGUAUGACCAUCGUCCAGUGGCCCGAGUCCUCAUACCUCUGGCCUAUUCCAUCAUAUGUCCAGUGGGACUUUUAGGCAAUGCCCUGGCUCUUCAUGUGAUCUUCUCCAACAUCACCAAAAUUAAUUCCAUCACGCUUUAUUCCGCCAACCUGGCUGUGUCCGAUAUCAUGUUCUGCCUGUCGCUUCCCCUCCGAGCUGUUUACUACGGCCUUGGCUUCCACUGGCCCCUGGGGGAAGGACUCUGUAAAGCCAUAACCCUGCUCUUCUAUUUGAACUGCUAUGCUGGAGUAAACUUCAUGACCUGCCUGGCAGUCGAUCGCUUUGUGGCGAUGGUGUUUCCUCAGAGUCUGGUGAAACUGAGAAAGGUGAAAAAUGUGCGAUUGGUGUGUCUGGCCAUAUGGCUGCUGGUGUUUGCUCAGACGUUGCCUCUCCUGACCAUUAACUUGACCAAAACGGAGCAUGACAACAGCAUCACCUGUAUGGAAUACCCCAAUUUCGAGGGUCUUUUCAAAGGGCUGCCCUACAUGCUGAUCGUGGGGGUAGUUUUAGGCUUUGGAGUCCCAGUGGUGACAAUCAUCGCCUGCUAUUCCAUUCUGACCCGUAAACUACGUCUAGCAGCAAAGUCGAACCGACUGACAGAACGUUCUGGAAGAACCAAAAAAGCAAGAGGAGUGAUCGCGGGAGUGGUAUUUGUGUUUGUGGUGUGCUUCAGCCCAUACCAUAUAGACCUUUUGCAAUACAUGAUCCGAAAACUUUUCUACGCUCCAGACUGCACGGAGCUACAGUCCUUUCAGAUAUCCCUGCAUAUUACGGUGUGUCUUAUGAACUUAAAUUCCUGUCUGGAUCCCUUUGUUUACUUUUUUGCAUGCAAGGGCUACAAGCAGAAGCUGACGAGAAUGAUGAAGUGGCAGGUUGGCACCCACUUCUCCACUGCUGGAAGAAUCUCGCCUGAAAGUUCAGGCAUAGGCGACGAGCUCGGCACACGCCGCAACAACAAGAUAAAAAUGAACACUAUUAGAGAAGCUCUGUAAAACAAUCAUCAACAAACACAUAUGUGGGGCCACAGUCAGGCCCAUCGCAACAAGGCAGGCAAACCAAGCAAUUGCUUGGGGCCCCGAACUGACCUGGGGCCCCAAGACAACGACUGGUUAAGAAUAAAAUGCAACGACACCGUGUGAGCGCCCCUUUGAUCGUCAAUGCAGUAACAUGUAAUGACACUGUUAUCGGGAUCCCCCUCAAGGGGGCCCCUCUCAGUUGUCGCUGACAGCAGCAGGCCAACCAGGUCAA